AUGUUAUUUUUAUACAGUAGACACAUAAUAAUAAUAAUGUUUUCUGUGUCACAUUUGGCAUGCCCAUGUUAUAAGGAAGUUACCAUAGGCAGUGGCAGAAGUAUGAUGUGGCUAGGUGACGUGAGUGAGGCGUUUGUGUGCAUGUGUACAAGUCUAGCAAGCUGGUCUGAUUGUUGUAGUAACUCUGGGGUGCUUCAAAAGGGCGCAUAUAUAUAUGCAGAGAAUAUAUAUGUUCUAUAGAGGACGUGGGGAUAAAAAAAGAAAUGGGUGUUUGUUGUUAUUGGUGUUUAUAGUAAUAUUGGGGGUAUGCAUUUGUUUCUGUUUGUAAAGGGUGUGUGUGAGAGAGAGAGAGAAAGAAAGAUUUCUUUUAACUGUUGUGUGAUUUCAUGCCACCUUGAAUUCCUUUUUUGGAAAAUAAGAUGGAAUGUAAGCACUAAAAUAAACACAAUUUUUAAAACCCUGUUUCAGUACCUGCCUUUGCAGAUGUGAAUUAGGCUAUCUUUGCCUCCUUGUGCCAGGAGUCUUUCCCCCUGCAGAACUGUUCACUUCGGUAUCACUGGGAAUUGGUGCUUUCCCCUUCUUAAUGGUGGCCUUCUUGGAUCACGAUUUAGGCCAGCAUCCUGUACAUCCUUUUCAAAAGGUCUAUGUUUAGACUAUAUUCCAGUUUUGUAAAUCAUUCCACAAAAAAUAGGUAAAGGUAAAGGGACCCCUGACCAUUAGGUCCAGUCGUGACUGAAGUUAGUAAGAGGCAAGUGGCCUGUAAUUUCAUGCUAGCCAUAGACAAAGAUUAGUCACCUCCACUGCAGCCAGUGUGAAAAUGCAAGCUAGUAAGGAAAAGGGAAAGUGCCUUCUAACUAUGCCUUUUCUUUUUUAUUAUGUAUUUUGUGUUUUUUAUCUUGUGUUUUUAUGUUCUGAACUGCCCUGAGAUCUAUGGAUAAAGAGCAGUAUCAAAAUUUAGUACUGUAAAUAAACAAGGAAGAGGCUAGUUUGGUAAAUGUGGGGAGGAGUGACUCACCCAUCUCCCAGUCUACUCAAUUACUUUCCUGAAUCUCACCUAUGUGACUACCUGCUUGGCUAUAUGCCUACCUGGCCAUGGACAGAGGCAAUGAGAUCCAGGUGCUCCAGCGCUGCUUGGCUGAGGCAGGACAGAGCCAUCUGCUUCGGUUCUGGGAGGAACUGGAUGUGUCGGAGCAGCAAGAGCUGUAUAGAGACUUGAAGGACAUGAAUCUGGGAGAGCUGGGCCAAGCUUUCCAGAAAGCCAUGAAGGAAAGCAGGCAUUUGCCAGGACAGGAGAAAGUGGAUGCCAAAAUGGAACCUGUGCCGCAUGAAGUGCUAGGGAGCGCAACUCGGGACCAAGCCCAGCUGUCAGCCUGGGAGCAGGAAGGUCUCCGACAGAUUUCCCAAAGCAAAGUUGCUGUUCUUCUUCUAGCUGGGGGGCAAGGAACAAGGCUGGGGGUCUCAUACCCCAAGGGAAUGUAUGAUGUAGGCCUGCCAUCCCACAAAACUCUCUUCCAGAUCCAAGCAGAGCGCAUCCUGAAACUGCAGCAGCUGGCUGAAAGACAACAUGGCCUGAUGUGUGUUAUUCCAUGGUACAUCAUGACAAGUGGUAGGACAAUGGAGUUGACGAAAGAAUUUUUCCUGAAGCACAAAUACUUUGGCUUAAAGAAAGAGAAUGUCAUCUUCUUCCAGCAAGGAAUGCUGCCUGCUAUGGACUUUGAUGGGAAAAUUCUCCUAGAAGAGAAAGGCAAAGUUUCUAUGGCACCAGAUGGCAACGGUGGCCUGUACCGAGCUCUGGGAGCCCAUCAUAUUGUGGAGGACAUGGAAAAGCGAGGCAUUGGCAGCAUCCAUGUCUAUUGUGUGGACAAUAUUUUAGUCAAAGUGGCUGACCCUCGCUUCAUUGGGUUCUGUGUACAGAAGGGAGCCGACUGUGGAGCAAAGGUUGUUGAAAAGACCAAUCCCACGGAGCCAGUUGGUGUGGUGUGCCGAGUGGAUGGUGUUUACCAGGUGGUGGAGUACAGUGAGAUCUCUCUGGCCACAGCGCAGAAAAGGAGUCCUGAUGGCCGGCUGCUAUUUAAUGCUGGGAACAUAGCCAACCACUACUUCACCAUUGAGUUUCUGAAAGACAUUGUCAAUCUUUACGAGCCUCUGCUACAGCACCACGUAGCCCAAAAGAAGAUCCCGUGUAUAGAUGUAGCCACUGGGAAGCCUCUGAAGCCAGACAAACCAAAUGGGAUUAAGAUGGAGAAGUUCGUAUUUGACAUCUUCCAGUUUGCCAAAAAAUUUGUGGUUUACGAAGUGCUGAGAGAAGACGAGUUCUCUCCUCUGAAGAACGCAGACAGCCAGAAUGGGAAAGACAGCCCCACCACUGCGCGGCACUCUCUGAUGUCCCUGCAUCACUGUUGGGUUCUCAAUGCUGGGGGGCACUUUGUGGAUGAAAAUGGAACACGCCUUUCUGCAAUUCCCCGUUGCACUAAUGGAAGGUCUGAUGCGAUCCAGGCGGAUGUCAGUCACAAUCUGAAGGAUGCCAAUGAUUUUCCAAUUCAGUGUGAGAUUUCUCCUCUCGUUUCCUACGGGGGUGAAGGCCUGGAGGAAUUCGUGAAGGACAAAGAAUUCCAUGCCCCUUUGAUUAUCCAUGAGUUGGUGAAGAAUGGAUUGUGAGAUCGCCCUGUUCACCUUUCUGGUCUAGAAUUUGUUGUGAUCCUCGGUUGUCAGACUGUGAAUAUUCAAAUUAAAGUUUCAGUAUCACCCUGUGGGUUUUUCACUUAAAUUGAAUUCCCUCAAAAUCCAGGAUUUGGCUGCAGUAAGAAUGGAUGUAGUCCUUUUCACACUUUUUAUCUUGAGAGUAGUUAUUUAUAUAACUUUUAAUUUAAGGGUAGAUAACACUUAAAAUAGCAAGGAUGCUACGUUUCAUUCUACAGUACUUCAAGGUAUUUUGUAUCAAAUCCUAUGGUAUACCUGCAAAAAGGCUUUAUGGUACGGAGUUUGAGUUGGAGAAAUUUUAUUUUUCUCAAAUAUAUGUGACUUUUUUAAAAAAGUGAUGUGAUUUUAUGGCUGCCCAUAUUGUGCUUUUAUUAACAGUUGUAUCUUGCAAAGGUUGCACAGUUGAAAGAAUGCGGAAGGAGUGAAACUGGAUUAAAUUCUCUCCCCCCUUAAGGCUGUGUUUCCUCAAACUCCUUGAACCUGCUUCUGAAUUUCCACUCUUUGUGUGGGGCGGGGCCUGACCCUGUACCCCCACGUGUUUCACAUGAAAUUGUAUAAAUGAUUCUUGCAUGCAGUUUUGUGCAUAGAGCGCCCUGCCUUUUGUGAAGGUAUGUGUACUGGGGUAUUAAUGCCAAAUACCACCAGUUAGAUGAGGGAUAGAACAGGAUUCCUCGAUCGUUCUCCUAAAAUCAUGCACAAGGAAAAGGAAUCUCCAUAAGAAAGCAGCUACUCUUUCUGAGCUCUCUUCUUCCCAGAUUGCUCUAGCAUAAUGGGGUAAUGCGGACGCAAUAGGGGAUUAUGAGGACACUCUGUCAAGGAGCAUUCAGUCCACCCAGAGCUUUGGGGAAGGAGCCAAACAAAGCCUUUGUGUGCCUCUCCAGAUGCCUGCUGUCCCAGUUUGAUAACCAAAUGAAUGUGUCUCAUCCCCCCCCCCCCGAAUUAUUUUUAUUAAUACAAUUGCUUAAAAUCAGGUUUCCUGCUCCUGUUCCAAACAUGAUCAUCAUUUCCUCACACUGCCACAUCAUUUUGUAUUUGACAUCAUUCACUUGCUGUUAAACCAUUCUUCCAGCUGCCCACUUUUUUCACCUUACAAACAGAACCUCUGUUACAUCUUAUAAAUAAAUAUUCUAUUUCACGUGUUGUUCCAGACCUGGUGUGCUGGGAGAGUUAAUUACUAUCUCCCAUUGUUCAGUCUUUGGAGUGUUUAUCGGGGUGGUACAAGGUCUCAUUCCUUUCCUUUCACUGUUUAUGGACUAGCAUACCAGCUGUCGGCAUAAAUAACUCACAGAAUGCAUACCCAAACUCCACCAUUAAAAUUCCAUUCUGGAGUUAUUCCUCGGCACACAAUUAAAAACAAGAUUUUUUCCUCAAAUUCAGCCUCUUUGCCAGAUCUGUUCAGCAACAGUUCAUUCUUUUUUCAUUGCAUUUCUCCAAUAGCAGCCCAGUAAAUUUUUUAAAUAAAGUCCAUUCAGCCUCGGUCGAGGGGGGAGGGGAUAGUAAAACCUUGUUGAAUUACUUGUUGAGCAUAAAUCAAAAGCCCCCCCCUUCUUUUCCGAAGUAACACAAGCAGAAUAGCACAGCAGCGGCUACACAUGUCCUUUUCAUUAUGCAGGGGUGGACAGGGGGGAAAAGACCAUUUGAAAACCAGAAGAAAGCACAAAGCACCUUGUCCUGCCCUUUCCUUUUCUGGCUGUUCUCAAGCUUCAAAGAAAACAUUCAGAUACCUUCAAAGAACCAAGCCCAGUCCUUUAGGGAGCUGACUGGUUGCAGCCCGUUAGCAUAUGUCAGUCCAGGAGCGCCUCUUGAUUAAUGUCAAUUGUCCGAAUUAUGGAGGAACCAACCACAAAUUAUGCCGGAGAUGGAGGCUCGUUCAUGGCAGGGACACCCUUCCAGGUCGUACCCGCUGUGCAUUUCAAGUUGGCAGACAUGGGCUUGCAGACAGCGGGAUGCAGUGAGCUCCUC
This is a messenger RNA of Zootoca vivipara (common lizard), 4662 nucleotides long. It is a transcript of the gene UAP1, whose product is annotated as UDP-N-acetylglucosamine pyrophosphorylase 1. Gene Ontology annotation, biological process: UDP-N-acetylglucosamine biosynthetic process. The record is from RefSeq and is a predicted model, not a curated record. Gene Ontology annotation, molecular function: UDP-N-acetylglucosamine diphosphorylase activity. NCBI's taxonomy places the organism in Eukaryota, Metazoa, Chordata, Lepidosauria, Squamata, Lacertidae.